GGUGUCUGACGAAAAAUGGUCUUUUAAAUUUUAAAAACAAAAAACUACGCAUUCAAGAAAAAUACGAGUAGAUUCCUUUUGUUUGACUGCAAAUUGUUUCCGGACUUUUGAUCGUCGAUUACGCCCUAGAUUUCGUCAACUUCCGAUAAUCGAAAUGUUCAAACGGCCCCUGAAAGUAAAGUCCCACUCGUCCGUCAAGAAAUCAGAAAGAAAGCAUCUGCUUGAAGCGAUUUGCAUUGUGCAUAAUGGACUGAAACCCGACGAUCUGCGGAAAUCCAUCUUCCCCGAUGGAGAAGAUAUCCUCUGCCUGAAAAUCGAAACCCUCCCUGGCCUCCCAGCAGAGCCCAGCCCUGGGCCAACCAAACCUGCGCCAAAUGCUCCGACAUCGUUCCACAUCUACUGUGAUGCCAAAAAGCAGCCGUUCUUCGCAGCAUACGAUAUCGUUAUUAGUCGGAUUCCCAAGACGACAUUCCUUACCACGUAUAUGCCCACGGUUUACGCUGUAUGGCAGCUCCCUUCACUGGUUCCCUUAUCCUUCGUUACACACGGGGAAGUGGUCGUUAAACUGCAGAAAGGAGCCAAAUUAAUGCUGGCUGGUGCCACACCGACGAAUUCCUGUCUAGAAGCGCUGCAGUCGUGUGUGUUUCGCAAAAACGAGGCGUACGCCACUGUGGUGCUGAGCGGUGCGGAUUCGGUAGUGGGAGUGGGGCGAAUUCUAAUGGACAGUGACGAUCUGAAGCAGCGGCUGGCGGGAGAAGGAGAACGGCGUGGCGAAUUGUUGGAAAUGGUGCAUUUGGUGGAUGAUGAGCUGUGGGCUCUCGGGGAUAAAUCUACCGCUGAAGAUUAUAGACAAAACUCGCAGUUGGUGACCAAAGCGACAGAACCAUCAUUGUUGACGGAGGAAAAUAAUUCCAGCGAGAAUGUCACCAGUGCAGCGGAUAAUUUACCAGAAGCACCAAUUCCGGGUGUCAGCAGCGAAGUAGAUCGCGGCGGUGACAGCACGGAUGUGCAAGGUGAUCCUGAUAUAGUGUUCCAGAAGAUAUUCCUGACAACUCUGAAAUCCCGGGUUAUAGAGACUUCUCUCCCAAUGCUAGCCAGCACCCUGAACAAACACUUACUCGAGAUCAGUCGGCGCAUUUCAGAUCCACCGCUUGAAAUCAAAAACACAAGCUAUCGGAAACUUGGCAAAUUUCUGGAGGAAAUGCAGUCUUCAGGUUUAAUAACUUUAAUGAAGAUUAAGGAAGGAGUUGAAGCUAUUGCGGCUGUUGACUGGAAAAACACUCGGUUUAAAGAUAUUGAAGUCAUACCGGCCGAUCCAGUUGAAGCAGCGGAUAAAGCGUUGAGAAUGCCGACUGCUGUACGUCAAGUCUAUAUUGUUAAUGGAAAGGUCGCUCCUCUUUUCCAGAAUGUGCAUCAAGAAAUGGGAAAAGGAUUCGAAUUUCGGUCUACCGACGCUGUGCGUGAUGUAGUCUCGCAGUACAUAAAGAGUCAUAACUUAGCAUCGCCUGCUGAUAAAACCGUCAUCAAUUUGGAUAAAUUACUUGUCGAUCUUCUCCUGACAAAGAGUAUGAAAUUCGAAGGAAAUUGGCCAAUGAAAUGGGGAGAAGUUUUUGAUAAAAUUCUCAAAGAAAUGUCCGUGAAUCAUGAAGUCGUCUUCACAAACGGAACUUCCUCGGAAUUGAAAGGGAAAUUUGUACCCCUUGAAGUGAAAGUGGAGAAAAAGGCUGGCAACAAGCUGGUGACGGUGGUGCGACAUUUUGAAGGGUUGGGCAUGGAUCCCUUAGCGAUCUCUCGAGACUUGCAGCAAAUAGUGGGAGCGACCGUGGGAGUGCGCGAAGAAGGUGGUCCCAAUAAUAUUACAUCCUGCGUCACCAUCCAAGGCGAUCAGACAAAACUCCUCCACAAAUAUUUCUUCCAAACGCACUCGGUACCCACGAAAUUUGUCACCGGUCUGGAGAAAGCUUCCAAAAAAAGCUGAGCUUUCUAAAUUGCUUGCCCAUGUGAUUCUGCAGGCUUUCUCAGUUUUAAUUUUGUUAAUGACAGACAGUACAGUACUUUAUUUGUAUGCAGUCAUUGGACUUGACCAAUUCCUAGUAAGACAAACUAUGACAUUGUUAUCUGCGGUUAUCACCGCACGAUUGCCUCAGUACAGGCAUAUUAUAUUCUGGAACAUUGUCGUUGUGGCUGCUCGUUUUUGUACAGUUGCAGGUUACAAGAAAAAAUCAAUAAAGGUACAGUA
Molecule: messenger RNA, 2239 nt
Organism: Paramacrobiotus metropolitanus
Lineage: Eukaryota; Metazoa; Tardigrada; Eutardigrada; Parachela; Macrobiotidae
Product: eukaryotic translation initiation factor 2D-like
Exons: 8
Coding region: 155-1978 (607 amino acids)
Biological process (GO): formation of translation preinitiation complex; translational initiation
Molecular function (GO): translation initiation factor activity
Source: RefSeq, a predicted model, not a curated record